This is a messenger RNA of Ostrea edulis (European flat oyster), 6388 nucleotides long. RefSeq names its product beta-1,3-galactosyltransferase brn-like. The record is from RefSeq and is a predicted model, not a curated record. Gene Ontology annotation, cellular component: membrane. Lineage: Eukaryota; Metazoa; Mollusca; Bivalvia; Ostreida; Ostreidae. The transcript has a single exon. Gene Ontology annotation, molecular function: hexosyltransferase activity; UDP-glycosyltransferase activity. The coding region runs from base 2603 to 3748 and encodes 381 amino acids.
AAGGAGUUGCAUAUUUGAUGUUCUUCCCACAUUGAAAUUUCCUUUAUAUAUAUAUAAAUGCAAUGUUUGUAUUUUUUAAUAUUUCAUAUAUCUCCUUGCUUCUAUUUAGUGUUGAAGGAUCCUUUUGUUGUACAUUUAGAUACUUGUACAUGUAUACCCUCAACCCUAUUCGGAAUCUCGAGAUACAGGAAUUUUCUCAGCUGGAGUGAGCCUUUCUAGCAGUAAUAAAACCUACUUAAUCAAACAUACAGGAUUACUGUAAAGCCCGUAAUUCUAUCGAGAAAAUAUUAGCUAGUUUGUUCUGUGGUAAAUAUGGGGCUUUUAAUUAUUCAACACCACUUAGGUGUUGAAUCCUGCGCACUAAGUCUGCUACCUAAGCAUAAUCGGCUUCUUUCUAAUUGAUGACCGCAGAAUCUCCAACAACGAAAGCACGUUCCCUCCACAGGUAGGUUUCAUUUCACUCUCUAAGAUUACGUUUCAACAUGAUUAGGCUAUAUAAUUUGCAUAAGUAUCUAUGAUUUCUAUUAUAAUGUUUAACUCUCUUCAUUUCUCAAAUAUUUUGCUAACAAUUAGAUAUUCUAUCUUCAUUAUAAUUCGUGGUUAUAAAUUUUUUUUGGCUUCCGUAGGAUCUCGAAUUUACAGCAACAACGAAUUAUUAUUUAACGAUAUACUUUAAAUCAUGUAUAUUUUACAAGAUUAUAUUUUUGCGAUCUCGUCCUGAUCAAAGUCGCAUGAUUUUUGCUAUCACAACGUAUAUUAUACAUAUCAUUGUCGAGAACUGUAUUUUAGCAUUCAUACAGCCUAGCAAAUGCCCACAAAAAUAAUGUCCAUGCGAAAAUCUUGAAGUACAACUAAACGAAUAGAGACAAACAUGAAUUAACAUUACCAAGUAAUGACCAACCAACCACUUUAUAUCUCCACUUCAUAUACUUAUACAUAUAUCCCAACCCAUAACUUUACAUCCCCAAAUAAUGACCAACCCAUCACUUUAUAUCCCCAAGUAAUGACCAACCCAUCACUUUAUAUCCCCAAGUAAUGUCCAACCCAUCACUUUAUAUCCCCAAGUAAUGGUCAACCCAUCACUUUAUAUCUUCAAGUAAUGGCCAACCCACCACUUUAUAUCUUCAAGUAAUGGCCAACCCAUCACUUUAUAUCUUCAAGUAAUGGUCAACCCAUCACUUUAUAUCUUCAAGUAAUGGUCAAUCCAUCACUUUAUAUAUUCACGUAAUGGCCAAUCCAUCACUUUACAUACCCAAGUAAUGGCCAACCCAUCACUUUAUAUCCCCAAGUAAUGUCCAACCCAUCACUUUAUAUCCCCAAGUAAUGGUCAACCCAUCACUUUAUAUCUUCAAGUAAUGGCCAACCCACCACUUUAUAUCUUCAAGUAAUGGCCAACCCAUCACUUUAUAUCUUCAAGUAAUGGUCAACCCAUCACUUUAUAUCUUCAAGUAAUGGUCAACCCAUCACUUUAUAUAUUCACGUAAUGGCCAAUCCAUCACUUUACAUACCCAAGUAAUGGCCAACCCAUCACUUUAUAUCCCCAAGUAAUGGCCAACCCAUCACUUUAUAUCCCCAAGUAAUGGUCAAUCCAUCACUUUAUAUCUUCAAGUAAUGGCCAACCCAUCACUUUAUAUCUUCAAGUAAUGGUCAACCCAUCACUUUAUAUCUUCAAGUAAUGGUUAACCCAUCACUUUAUAUCUUCAAGUAAUGAUCAACGAACAAGUUUAUAUCCCCAAGUUAUGACCAACCAACCAUUUUGUGUCUCAAGUUAUGGUCAACCCACCACUUCAUGUCCAGAGGAAAAACUGCCCCCCGUGGAAAUAAUUGAUUCGACAAUGUUUUCCACGUAAUCAUUAAUUUCAUUUUUUUUUAAACAUGCAUAUUCUAACUAUGCACUCCUUCAUUACGAUGGAUACUUCAGUAUGCAUGAUUAAGGCGUAUGAGAGAGCGAGAGGCAGAGAGAGAGAGAGAUAUAUUCAUCAGAAAUCUUCGAGAUUUGGAAUAUAGAUUUAUAUUUUCAAACUUAAAGUACCUUGCAUAUAGAACCAUGAUAUUAAUGUUAUUAUCUAUGAACAAAUUUCGUGCUAAUUCGUGUAAUUUGACGUGAGUAAUGAAUUAGCACUUUGGUGAUAGUUUUGCGGGAUAGGGGGUGCCUUUUCACCGAUGAUAUAUUGAGAUUGUUUUGGAUUUCAAAAACACAGUGACUUUGUGAUCAACUUGACUAUUUCUUCUAACGUUAUGUACAAUGACGUAUCUAUAUAUAUAUAUAUAUAGUAACGUUGUGAACCUUGUUGGUGAAGUUACUGUUUAUUUGCGAAAAGGAAUCUGACUUUAAAAAGGGUCUUUAGGUUUUUCAUGAGAAAAUCCAGGGAAAGUUGUAUCACAUUAACCAGUAUUUCUCAGAAAUUUAUUCAAACACUCUUCAUCAAAACAGUAGAAAAAUUUACUUUUCAAAAAUGAAAAAGAUCGACUCCAGCGUUUGAUGUUAGGAGCGGGUGUGUCGGGCGACUACAUCGGUAUUACUUUACAAUCAAACUGUUUGUUUGUUGUUGUUGUUUUUUGUUUCAGGAUGAGACGAAUACUAGAGAAAAAACUGUAGAUAAUGAUGUUUCUGAAACGUAAACACGUCCUCAUGGUGAAGCUGACAUUUUAUCUUCUCUAUCUGUAUCUUGCGAUUUAUAUUUUCCGAAAUCUGCUUCAAGAAAAUACACCAAGAGAAGAGUACAAAACUGAUCACCUGUACAACGCUAGUCCGCCUUUAGUGAGAACCACGGCCAUCUUUCGAAAUAAAUCUAUGGCAUUCCAAUUACAUAAAGAACAGAAAAAGACUGAAAAAAAGUCACAUGGAAAUUUCCGCAGAAAAUUGGGUAAAAUCAAUUACCACGAGUAUCCGCUGGCUGUGGAUUUGAGGGUGGUUUUAGACAAGUUACAAAACAAGGAAAGGGUAUCCCUGGAGGUAAUCAAUCCUCAUUCUUUUCACUAUAUCAUUAAUCCGGAGAAAAAGUGUCUGUCAUCAAAAACGUCUCUACUGAUUCUAGUGAAAUCUGCAGCCGAUCAUAUAGAAAACCGUAAUGCCAUUAGAAAAACCUGGGGAAAUAUUACUGAUAACACGAUAAAAAUCGUUUUCCUGAUUGGCUCCUCUACAUUUGAUAGUGACAUCAUUAUAGAAAAUGCAAUAAAUCACGAUAUAGUCCAGGAAAACUUUAUAGAUGUGUACUGGAAUAACACGUACAAGACAGUAAUGGCGUUUAAUUGGGCAACGACGUACUGCUCUAUGACUCGCCAUCUGUUCUUUGUUGAUGACGACUAUUACGUUAACCUACCUAACCUUCUGUUCUUUCUGCAGCACAAUAAUAGAGACGUUUCUCUCCUCUCGGGGUAUCUUUUACCCAUGUCUGCACCUUUUCGUGACAAUUCCAGCAAAUGGUACGUGUCAGUUGAAGAGUAUCCAUUCCACAGAUAUCCGCCAUAUUUGGCAGGUGGUGCUAUUAUUGUCUCCAUGGAUGUUGCGCAACAGUUAGCUGCAGUCUUUCCGUACGUGAAGUACUUGGUAAUUGACGAUGCAUAUUUAGGUAUUGUUGCAUACAAACUUGGAAUACGUAUUUCGCUUAACGGGAAAAUAACUGAUAAGCACUGCCAGGACUGGCGCUUGCGCUUGAAGAUUGCUUGUCAUGGCUUUGGCAACGCCAGUACUCUCCUCCAAACCUGGAAACGUUUGAAAGAUACAGCAAUCAAAGUUAAUAUAUGAAAAUUCAUAGCCAUUUUAUAAUGUUGAACCAUAAUCUUUGUCUUUAAAUUUUCUAAUGUAUUAUGAACUUUCUAAUUUAUUAUUAUUAUUUUUAGAUGUUUACGAGUGUAUGGAGCCCCAGAUCAACAUAAACUGAAAUAUUCAAGUAUUCUGCGCAAUGAUAGAAUGCGCGCAUCAAAUCAAUUAAUGCUCUCAUCGAUUGAAUUGAUGCAUGUAUAUUAUUGCGCACAUCAAUUCAAUUAAUGGUAUCAUUAAUUCAAUCGAAUCAAUGCGAGCUUUAGGAUAAAUCGAAUUAUAGCUCUCUUCAAUUGAAUCAUGAGAGGUGAAGAUAACGAACAGUGAUCGAUCUCAUAACUCCUAUAAGCAAUACAAAGUAGAUAGUUGGGCAAUCACGGACCCCUGGACACACCAAGGGUGGGAUCAGGUGCAUAGGAGGAGUAAGCAUCCCCUGUCGACAUCGCAUUAAUUCAAUUGUUGAUAUGAAUUUAAAGAAAACAACAAUUCGCUUAUUGCGCACAUCAACUCAGCAGAAUAAUCAUUGCAAUCAGCAAUUCAAUCAAUGCGCACAAUAAUUCAGAAUUGAAGAUACCUAUAAUUAUUUCUAAAAAUCUCUAAUUGAAUCGUUGCGCACAUUAAUUAAAGAUGUUCGCACCUGAUAUUUGGAGUAAUGUCAAUUUUUUGGGAAGUGUAUUUGUGAUUUCUACAUUGAAGGAGAAUUAGGAAAUUAAAAAGAAAAACUGGGGUCGCAACGUUUGUUAUUGAGCUAUAGUGUUCUAAAUAUGACCUUUUUGCACUUAAAAUUUAUUCAAUUAAACUUGAUUUUUCUGUUAGUGUCAACACAACAUAAGCAACACAAAUCAAUCAUUACAUAAAAUAGAUACAUAACCAUGUCCUCUAACACUACAGAUGAAAAAAGAAAUUAAUACUAGUAAAGGAAAUAAAUAAUAACCUUUUUGCACUUGAGAUACGAAAAACUUCAUGAUAUCAAAACUGAGAGUUUAAAAGGACAUAUUAGGAGUAAUGUCAAUUUUUAAAAUGUUACAUAAUUUUCAAGGUCCGGUCUUCCAAUUUAAAAUGCAACUUUAAAAGGUAGGGGUUGGAGACCAAAUUUUUGAAUUAUUGGCGAAAUAUUGAAUUUUUAUACAAAAUUUCGAGUAAAUUAAUUAGAACUCUUUUAAGAAUCGGUGUUCUGUUUGGAAGAAUAUAUCAACCAAGUUGAUAAAUUACAACAUUUGAACUAGUUCCAAGUCUAAACUACCUGUAUCAUGAAUUAUCAAACUGAAAUACACGUAUAGGGGUAUAAAAAUAGAUGAUACAUUGGAUGAAACAGAAACUGUAAUAUCAUGCAGAAUUAGAACGUUUUUAUUAGUGAAUCCUUCCGCCACAAAAUAUAGUCCCUGUCAAACCCUUUCAACAUUUGAAUUGACACAAAAAAUUUCAACUGGAUAGAGUUCAGCAAUAGAUGUGUAAUAUAUUUGCACAAAUGGGAUCAGUAUUGAACCAGUGAAUACUUAGUUGUAGCUUCCUGUGCAGAUGUACUCAAAAGCUCAGGAGCUAACUUCCUUAACGUAGUUCCACACUCCUGUGACGUCAUAGGAUUUUGCAAAGUCAAUGAUUUAAUGACAGGAACAUAAAUUUUGUUGGAAUCUUUAUCAAUAGUUAUUGUAAAAAAUCUUGUUAGCCAUAAAAUAUUUCAAAAGUCUUAAUUAUAUUUGAAUAGUCAAUGAUAUGUUUCAAAAUAUUGAAUCCAAGGACAAUAACUCUGUUUUCAUUAAAUUAUUUAUCAAGUCCAUAAUGCGAUAGAUUUCCUUUAUUUUUGAAAAAAAAAAAAACAUUUUACCAAGGUGAUAAGGAAUCAUUAUCUGUGUCUUUUCAUGAAAUUACAUAAAUUUUUAAUCCCGAGUGAUUUUAAAUAGCUCAGCUGUAUGGUGCCUGACUUGAGUUUUUUUUUUAUCGGGGUAUACAUAAUCUGGAAGCUAUAGAUUUGAAAUAAUUAAGGAAAGGUGUGGAUUUCCCCCCAUAAAUAACUAUAACAGAUGUAACUCUACUAAUAUAAACAGAAAAAAUGAUAUGUAAACCAUGCUAUAAGCAAAAUGCGUCCACAUUUAUUUGUUUUUUCAACAUUUUGGAGAAUAACGAUUCAAUAAUUUUGCACAUAUUAUUCUAAAACUUGAUGAACAUAUUGAAAAUGACAUGUGUUUUAGUUAUUGACAUGUUUCCCGAUAAAAAAAAAUGCAAUUCCAAAAAUAUUUUGUUGUUUUCAUAUUAGAAUAACAACAAAUAACUGUUUCCAAUGAAUUUCAUCGGGGUACAUGACUUUAGUGGUGUAUGUAAUGAAAAUUAAUAUGGAAAUCCUUAACUGUUUUGCCUUUUUUCAUUACUCUGAAUGUUAAAUUAUUGAUUCCAAACAAAACAAUGCUACCUAAACCCGAAAAAUCCAGGACUAAGGACCCACCUUAAAUGAAUUGAUAAUGGCGCUCCAUACGAGUGUUGGAUCAAAUUAAAACCGUAAGCAAUACCGGCUACGGGCUCAUAAGAAACAUUGGGUUAUUGGUAUCAUAUUUUAUUUUAUUUUUUUAAUUCGAAGAAAUUGUUCUUGAUCAAUUAAAAUUAUGUGUUCUGUAAUUCCUAGUAAAAUAA